AUGGCGGUCAACCACGCACGAGGCCCCCGCCGUCCAACGGAACCAUGAGCACGCCCGAGGCGGCAUGCAAGCGCAACACCUGAGAGCGCGUCGUCCGUGGCACGGUGGCAUGGCAGGCAGGGCAGUUCAGCUGUCUCCUUUCGCUUUCUCUUCUCCCCCCCAAGUCGACCGACGCGGCAGCAAAGCCUCUUUUCUCCAUCCUCCUCUAGGUUCUUGAUCGCUUCAGGAAGACACAUCAGUAAUUCCAUCAUGAGCUACCAGCAGGGCGCCACCGCCACGGCCUACCCUCCGCCGGGCCAGCAGCAGCAGCAGGCCUACGUAGCCCCGCCGCCGCCGGCCGGCUACCCGCAGAAGGACCAGCAGUAUCCUGCCGCCGCCGGCGCCGACACCACCACGAGCCGCGGCGGCCAUGGACACCACCACGGCGGCGGCUUCUGGAGAGGCUGCUGCGCCGCUCUGUGCUGCUGCUGCCUCCUCGACGCCUGCUUCUGAUCAAGUCAAUUUCAUCCAUCGUGCUCGGUUAGGCUACGUGGCCUAACGACUGCACCUGCUGUUCAUCACGGUUGAUGUGGAGUCCGGAUGUCAUCUAGUAAUUGUUUGUUUUCCUUUUUCGCUUGGUUGGUUACACUUUUGUGAGCAGUGCUAUUUGUUGGUUGCUCAGCACCAUUUCUGUGUAGUAUGUCAUGGUGAUGUGGCCCGAUCUGUUGUACAUUGAUUAUGUUAAUAUAUAAAGAUGGUUAGUAAUA
Molecule: messenger RNA, 746 nt
Organism: Triticum urartu
Lineage: Eukaryota; Viridiplantae; Streptophyta; Magnoliopsida; Poales; Poaceae
Cellular component (GO): plasma membrane
Source: RefSeq, a predicted model, not a curated record